This is a messenger RNA of Nerophis lumbriciformis (worm pipefish), 2431 nucleotides long. RefSeq names its product zinc finger and BTB domain-containing protein 5-like. The record is from RefSeq and is a predicted model, not a curated record. Lineage: Eukaryota; Metazoa; Chordata; Actinopteri; Syngnathiformes; Syngnathidae. Gene Ontology annotation, biological process: regulation of transcription by RNA polymerase II. Gene Ontology annotation, molecular function: DNA-binding transcription factor activity, RNA polymerase II-specific; RNA polymerase II cis-regulatory region sequence-specific DNA binding; protein binding.
CUAAUGGCGGCGCUAACGCGCAGACAACAAAAGCCUGCCUCCUUUUUGGACGUCGUCGAGCUUUGACGGCAAUGAACGUUUCUUUUUUUGCAGACAUCAAGAUACUAGUGGAUCUAUCCACAUGUUAAAGAGACGGUUUGUGAUUGGCUUUUGAAGCCCACGCAUCCUCCAGACAAGAGCUUCGGUUGACGACGUCAUCAUUUGGAAUGAAGGUCAGACUGGAGUGACUUAUUUGGAAUGAAGGAUCAGACUGGAGUAACUCUUGAUCCCGUUUUUUCGUUUUUUUAAGAAUGACUUCCAGUUUGCUAUCGUGAUGCCUUUUAGAUGCUAGACGAUGGACUUCCCGGGUCACUUCCAGCACAUUUUCCAGCAGCUGAACCUCCAGCGGCUCCACGCUCAGCUGUGCGACUGCGUGGUGGAGGUGGGCGGCCACAAGUUCCACGCUCACCGCGCCAUCCUAGCAGCCGGCAGCUCCCACUUCAAGGCUCUUCUCGGCUCAGGCGAGGAUGGCGGCGGUGGAGGUCCUGGUGUGAUGGUGCUCGACCCGGAGGUGGUGACCCCUGAGGCCUUCUCCACGCUGCUCAACAUGAUCUACACGUCCACCUUGUCGCUCGGGGCCUCCAACGUGAUGGACGUGCUGUUGGCCGCCUCGCACCUGCACCUUAACACCGUGGUAAAGGCUUGCAAGCUGCACCUGUCCAGAAAAAACUUCCCGACCUCGGCGCCCAAAGGCUGGAGGUCGGUUCCGCGGCAGCAAUCCGUGGAAGUCCUUGACGAGGGCGGCGGCGUGGUGAGCCAGUCUGGUGACGAGUCCUCAAAGCACAAGAGAAAGCCUCACGAGGAGAGGUUAGGUGACAGGAAGAGGACCUGCGGAAUGCCUGGAGAUAAGGACGAGGUUAUUAACGAGGAAUUGAAAAUCUGGGAGGGACGACCAGAUGAGGUGGAGGAGAAAUACGCCGCGACCAUGUCAUUAGAUAUGGAGGAGAUCCAGCUGCCGAGUCAGUCGGACAGCACAAGUGGAGUGAAGGUGAAACUGGCAGAGGAAGGCGAAGGAGAGCCCAAGAUGGAGACCGUAGAGGUAAAGAAAGAGACUAUGACCACGUCCUCUUCUGAUCGCUCUCUUGCAGAAGAUUGUGGUGAUUUACAGCAGCAAAUAAGCAGUCUGGCAGGUGGCGACGUCAGCUGUUUACAAACACACCUGUGCUCAGAUCUGGCUGAAAGGGACGCUGGGUUUGAAGACGAGGGCAUGGACAGCCUGUCUGAGUUGGCCCUGUCCUGCUUCCUAAACCCUGGUCAUGAGAGCGAGACAGCAGCUAUGGCGGAAGAAGAGAGUUUUGCGAGUCUCACAGCAGCCGCCGCCGCCGCCGCCAGUGAUGCUGCGGACCAACUGAGUCCCAACACCUCGGCUCAAGCCUCGGACGCGACUGUGCUUUUAACGUCCGUCCCUUUGGAACAGAUACUCCCGACACAGAGUCCGGGUUUUAGCGACACGCUCAUCCUGCGGCCCGCGCACAACUCCUUAACAGGGUUCCUCAGUCUGGAGGCCCCUAAAGGACGCGUGGCCUCGAGCGGAACGACUUUCCGCCGCAUCGCCCCCAAAGUGGUGCCCGAGUCAGAAGCGGAUCCACCCGCAGCCUUUCCCUCCUCCAGCCCCGCAGCAGAUGACAGAGCACCUCUGACCAGAGCGUCGGAGGACGUGCUCUCCAAGUGCAAAAAGGCGGCGGCCGAAGACAACGUGCUCCUGGUGGAGGGCGAGAAGAAGUACGCCUGCAAGAUCUGCUCAAAGACAUUCAUGAACCUGAUGGAUUGUAAGAAACAUAUUCGUGUCCACACGGGAGAAAAGCCUUAUCCUUGUCCAAAAUGUGGGAAACGCUUCAGCCAGUCGUCUCAUUUGUACAAACACUCCAAGAAUUCCUCCUGCGUCAACUGGAAGGACGAGCAUUCUUUCCCAGACGCUCCACACUAACAGCUUUCAUGUUACUCUAUGUGGAUAACCACAAAAUGUGUUGUCAUUCAUACAAUAGCUCACAAAACAAGCACUCCUCGGCAAAUGGGACCCAUUACCUCCCUGCUUGGCACUCAGCAUCAAGGGUUGGAAUUGGGGGUUAAAUCACCAAAAAUGAUUCCCGGGCGCAGCCACCGCUGCUGCCCACUGCUCCCCUCACCUCCCAGGGGGUGAUCAAGGGUGAUGGGUCAAAUGCAGAGAAUAAUUUCGCCACACCUAGUGUGUGUGUGUGUGACAAUCAUUGGUACUUUAACUUUAACUUAAUUGGCGCAAACAUUUGUAUUACUUGCAGCGUCCCAAAGGACAAUACUGUAAGAUUGAACUUGGAUACACCUUAGAGCAGGCCAGGGCAAUUAUUUUGACUCGGGGGCCAAAUUUAUAGAAAAAAAUGUGUCUGGGGGCCGGUGUAUAUGUAUAUAUAUAUAU